GCGUUUGAUUUGGGGCUCCGCGCUUAGAUGGCAGGGGCUGUUUCUGAAAGCAGGCGAAAUCCUUCUCAUUUCUCUAAUGUUGAACUCAAAUGUUGCACAUGAUGGAAAAGAUCGCAAAUACCCAUGCCCACUUUACUCAUUGGGGACUGAUAUCAGAAACAGCCUUCGGCGACAUAUAACGCGUAUGCAUUCUAACGUGGAUAUUGGUCCUGGAGCGAAAGGACAUCGCACUGAUAGUGAUUCGAAAAUAAUCUUGAAACACUUGCUGCUAAGGAAGAAGUUACACUAUUCAAUGUUAUACUGUUAAAGAUAUCUACGGUCGAAGAAGAGGCUGAAGAAUCUGUGAACUUUUAUGGGUGCGCUAUUUGCCAACUCCGGUUUUCGUACCGUGACGAACUCAAAUAUUACUAUGAACAUAUUCAUAAAGUCCUGCUUACGCCGGAUGUUGCUGAAAAAUUAUACCUUUUACAACAACAUGACAGCCAGUAUGCUUCAUUCGCUAUUAUUGGAGCGCAACUUGAAGAUGACAAAAAUGAUGAAAGACCAGUUACUCCAAUUCUUCAAAUUAUGCGAUAAUGAUGAGACUAUCAUUAAAAGAGUAUGUCUGCCGAGUGUUGCCUACUCCGACCUACGAGCAACUACACGUUUCUUGUGCUUCCCAACGUUAUACAGCUCACACGCCCAGACUUUAUUCGACCAUCAAAUGCUCUGAUUUUAGGAACAGACUGCGACAAAGAUGCAGUGAUUAAGGUUGUGGGGACAUUCUGGGCUGCGCUCAGACAUAAUUUACCAUCAACAACUCUGAUCUUACGAGCAGACUGCAAAAAGAUGCAGUGAUUAAGUUGGAAGGGACAUUGUGAACAACAGUAAGAAUUUCGAAGGACUUACGCUCUUAUUCAAAACGU
This is a messenger RNA of Umbelopsis ramanniana AG, 905 nucleotides long. RefSeq lists its product as uncharacterized. The coding region runs from base 353 to 712 and encodes 119 amino acids. The transcript is spliced from 4 exons. Lineage: Eukaryota; Fungi; Mucoromycota; Umbelopsidomycetes; Umbelopsidales; Umbelopsidaceae. The record is from RefSeq and is a predicted model, not a curated record.